Molecule: messenger RNA, 1836 nt
Organism: Capronia epimyces CBS 606.96
Lineage: Eukaryota; Fungi; Ascomycota; Eurotiomycetes; Chaetothyriales; Herpotrichiellaceae
Exons: 1
Coding region: 1-1836 (611 amino acids)
Source: RefSeq, a predicted model, not a curated record
AUGCCUCAGCGGCCCAUGUCGUCACAGAGCCAAAAGAGGUUCAGUCGCAUACUCGAGAUAAAGGACACUUUUUCUCCAGAGCAUAUCAUUCCGUUGUUUCAGAGUCAGACCCCUUCGAAACUCAACGUUGUCAAUGAGCAACCAGACAUACAGUAUCCCGAUUUGGCCUCAAGGCCGCAAUCCGACCUCGAAUCUAGUGUUAGUGGGAUUCCUGUUGAACUGCAGCAAGGAAAUUCGAUCGUCGGCACGGCCUGUUUGGAGUCCAAUUUCGGCAAUAGUCAGAUUACCAUUCAUGACAGGUCGACGGUCGAAUCACUCCUAGACAGACAUAUCGAAUGCUUGGGUCUGGAUGACGAUGGAUUCAGUCGAUUCGAGGCACAAAGCGACUCGGGCCUCUCUGACGCUGCUGGUUGUAGCAGUGCAGAAAGCACUAUAAAGAUAUCCACCAUUGUCAGAGAGCUACAGUCGCACUCGAAGCUGAGACCAGCAACCUCAAGCUCCUUUCGACAUUCGAGUCUCGCCAGUUCUGAGAGGCGUAGGCUUGUGCCGCGACGCCUAUUUGCCAGCAUGGACUCGGGAGUAUCACCCCAGGCAACCUACGAGGACCUACGAGACACAUCCGGAAUAAGCUUGUCAUUCGCUGCCACGAUGCUUAGACAACUGUCCUCAGGCUGGCAGACACUUCCUUCAUCGAGUGAGCCGAUGUUGGUCCGGUCGGCAACCAAAGCUUCCUUGACAUCAGGCAACAUGGGGGACAUCGACACGGACCCACCCCAGACAAGAUUCAAGAUCAGACCUCUUUCAGAACGGGGCACAAGCUUGUCAGAAACCAGCAAAAUCUGGGACGAUGGAGAGACUUUGCAGCCGCCUCAAACGUAUAUCAAACACCGCCGGUCGAAAAGUGAUGUCCUAGCCAGGCAUGCGUCCCACCAAAGAAGGCGAAUGCGAAUACUGUUGAAAGCCAAACGAAAAUCCACCAGUCUCGGUCAAAUCAUUGACAUCAACCGCAGUGAACAGCAUUUGCAAGACCCUAGACACGGUGACAAUUGGACAACCGAGAAUUCGCCUGAAGAUGUCGCCCCAAAGUCACCAGUCGCAGGCUGCGUGGAAUUGAGUGCCGAGUCGAUUGUUGUGCAUCCUCCCACGACAGCGUUAUCAUCGAGUCUGUCAGUUUCCAACUCGGUUCCCAAAAGAUGGACUAGCAUGCUAGCUUCCAUGCCUGAGCCUGUCAAGAGAGGAAUCGAUAUUGUUCGCAAGGCAUCCGUACGCACCGUACAUUCCCACCGAAGCAAUGCCAGUGUGAUUGAACCUUUGAACAGCACGCGAAUGAGCUCUCAGACACCUCGACUGGGUCCUGUUCCCCAGCUUGCACCACCAGAAUUUGGCCCGCCACUAACGUCGUCCGAUCUCAAUCUCAGCCUCCAACUUCCAAAUCCGCCUCAAACAUCCCGGCCGCCUUUGCGUCACGUUCAAAGUUUCUUCUCUGAUGACAGCUCAGCUCAAACAUCGAGAUUGCAAGGCAAGAAACGAUUCGACCUUCAUAGCCUGAAAACUGGAUUGACAAGGUCAUCCGGAAUGUUAGGGGCCAAGCACAGUGGUGGGCAACAUGUCAACGGUGUGGAGUUGAGCCAUUCGUGCCAAAUGAAGGGUCAGCGAUCCUUUGAAUAUCCUCAUUCGCCAUUGGGAGAUACUGUUCCCAUGACGGAUUUCGCGUACAAAAAGCGUAAGGUGCUGGACAGGUUCAAGGAAUGGUGGAAGAGACAAUGCAUGCAGAAGACUUUGUCCAUGAUGAGGAAGAAGAACAACAGAAAUGUGCGCAACGGAGCUCUUGUAUAG